AUGCCAAUGGCUCCUUUGAGGACCGGGAUAAAGCCGUCAGUCCGGUGGCAGGGGCAUUACUCAAUAGAAGAUAGUACAUCAAAGCCUGCGGAUAAGAAGGAAUUUCCCCAAACAGCAGAAGAAAUGAAAGGAAGCAGUCUUGAAUGGAUGUCCUCACAUUUCCCACUAGACGCACCUCAGUUAUAUCGUGAGCACGUUGCAAGGCAAUUGCAUUUUAUGAGAGGCUGUGUAAGUAUUGGCGACAAGAGGAUCAGAGGAGGAUUCCCUUUGCCAGGUUCCGGUAAUUGGCCCCGAUACUGCAACAGUUGCGGCCACGUGCCCCCUCCCCCUCUCUCCUCCCCAAUUAACUCUCCUUUAAAAUGUUCCUCUUUUCAAUUUAUUCCCCUUCCGGCUCUUUCAACCGCCGCCGUCCUCAGGAGGCUCAAAGGAGGUGGGACUCUGGAAGCCGAUCAGGAUUUUAUAUCCUGUCUUAGAGGCGUUUAA
Messenger RNA from Nezara viridula (southern green stink bug), 483 nucleotides. The record is from the annotation of a GenBank genome assembly. NCBI's taxonomy places the organism in Eukaryota, Metazoa, Arthropoda, Insecta, Hemiptera, Pentatomidae.